AGCAUCAGUCCGGCUGAGAGGAGCGGAGAGAAGCUGUAGUAAUGAAUGGAGAGAGCGCUUAAACUCUCAUUUCUACAGUUUAAACUCGUCUUUUCUAAUGGCCAACCGAGAGAAGAACAAGAAGGCUCUGCUGGAUCAGGCCAAGCUGCCCGAUAACUGCACCUGUGCGGACUGUGGAGCUCCAGAUCCAGACUGGGCUUCAUAUAAACUCGGUAUCUUUGUUUGUCUGAACUGCUCUGGAACUCAUCGCAAUCUGUCCAGUGUGAGCAGAGUCAAAUCCAUACGGCUAGACUUCUGGGAUGAUGACCUUGUGGAGUUCAUGAAAGCCAAUGGAAACAGAACAGCCAAAGAGUUCUACGAGAAGUUCGUCCCGGUCUUCUACUACCGGCCGCAGCAAGAUGACUGUGAGGUGCUGAGAGAACAGUGGAUCAGAGCCAAGUAUGAAAGGCUGGAGUUUUCAGAGGAAAAUAAGCUACUUGCCUACUCAUCAGGCGUGUAUGAAGGGGUGCUGUGGAAGAAGGGGAAGGACAACGGGCAGUUUCUCAAGAGGAAGUUUGUUCUAUCAGAACAGGACUUUACCCUAAAAUAUUUCAAGGAGGAUGAGGGGAAAGGGCCGAAAGCGGUCAUCUCUGUAAAGCAUCUAAAUGCAACGUUUCAGCCUCAGAAGAUUGGGCAUGCUCACGGCCUGCAGAUCUCUUACUGUGUGGACGACCACACCCGAAACCUCUUUGUUUACCAUGAGAGUGGGCAGGAAAUUGUGAAUUGGUUCAAUGCGAUCAGAGCCACACGAUUUGUCUACCUGAAGACAGCAUUCCCUACAGCUACAGAUGAGGAGUUGCUGCCAUGGAUAACCAGGAACUAUUUAAAAGAAGGCUACAUGGAGAAAACUGGACCUUUGCAACGGGAGCCGUUCAAGAAAAGAUGGUUCAUUUUGGAUGCCCUUGACAGAAAAUUACUCUAUUUUAAAACUCAGCUGGAUGCUGUGGAGCUUGGUGUCAUUUUCAUCGGGACAGCGAAUCAUGGGUACUCUGUGAGGGAGUGUGUGCCGAAGGGGACCAGGGGGAACAAGUGGAAGUGCGGGGUGGUGAUGGAGACGCCGGACCGUCAGUUCGUCUUUAUGUGUGAGCAGGAGCGAGAGCGAAACGAGUGGCUGGAAGCGUUACAGCAGGUCAUCGCCAAGCCCAUGCUUCCACAGGAUUACACCAAGGCCAACAUCCGCAGAAGAAGAUGACCCCGGUACAUCGUCAUGGACAAAGGACUGUUAGUGCUGACCAAUAGACUCAUCACUGUCUGUGCAUUUCUAACGAAUCCACCACAGAUGCACUGUCUGAAUGUUUAAACUGACCUCUCACACAUCUUUCACAAUAGUUUUUUCACAAAAAGUUUUGUGUAAAGCAUGUGUUAGCCUUGGGAGGAGACAGUAUUGCACAAUUUAGUGCAUUCCCCUCUCCAGCACAGCUCACUUACGGUUAAUUGUGAAGAGCGGGAAACAGUGACAGAUCAGUGUGUGGCUUUGGUGAGUCUGGAUUUUAGGUUAAUGUUUACAUUACCAGACUGAAGUGACUUAAAUUGGAUUAUUUAUAGGGAAACAUCAGAUUUAAUUUAAUUUAAAGUCAGAUUUGUGUCAUUUUCAUUUCAAUAGUCUAAUCAGAUUUUAGGUCCUCCUAGAAAAAAAAAAAUGUAUCACUUGAAACAUAGUUUUAAUCACUAAAUAAUACUGCUAAACAUGAAUAAUGUUUAGCAUUUGGUCAAUAAAGCACAAAAAACAUGUUUUUUCUUAUAAUUUUACCCCAUUUUCUCACCAAUUUGGAAUGACAGUUACUCAAUCCCCUAUCACUAGUAAUACCCCCAAAACUAAGAGGGUAAAGUCUAGCAAGUGCCUCAUCUGAUACAGACUCCGCCUAUUUUUCAACUGCAGCUGAUGCAGCAUCACUAAGCAGCCAGUGUACUUUGAGGUAAGCGCCAGAUCCACAGCUCUGAUAUACCAGCUAACAGAUGCCUGUGCUGACCAGCGUCACAUUGGGAGUGAUGGGAGGAGAGAGCGCCACCUACCCACCAAGAGAGAACAUGGACAGUGUUCAAUGUUCUUUUCAAUAUUUUAACAGAACUAGUAUAUUAUUGUUAUAGCUUUAUAAACACUCUUGACUCCUCAAAACAUGUCCCAACAAUCUCAACAACAGCAUAAGACUCUGAAUACUAAGAUAAUUGAUGUUCUUUAAGCAGGAGAAUGCAGUGUCCAAUACUGUGGAAAGUUUUUAAUUACCAAAGAACAUUAUUUAAAAGCAUUCAUCUUAAUAGAGUGUUUUUGCCUGUAUCUGCAAACAAAACAUAAAUUCAGUGAAAAGUUAUAAGUUAACUAUAAAUAAUAUUAGACUUCCAUAAGGAGAGUUACAGCCUAAAUAGGGAGCAUUAAAAUUGUAUUGUAUUUUUUAAUGGUGCCUAAAACAUUCAAGAUUUAUUCAUUCAAUUAUAAACAAAAUAAAUUCUAUAUACAGAAGAAAAAAAUACAAACCAAAAAUAAAAUGAAAGGCAGCAGAAAGAAGAAAAAAAACUUAUAUCUGCUCCUUUUUUUCCCAAGAAUAAUUUUAAAUAAUAGUUAUUUACCAAAAACAAAACUAAACAAAAACAUAGAUACACAUUAUACUAAUUCAUAUUUUUUAAACAAACCAACUUUUAUCAUUGUUUUAAAGCACACAUUGAUGUAGCAUUUUUAACAUCUCUCUCCAAAUUAUUCCAAAAUCUUAUUCUUUGAAUUGAAGUUCACCGCUCCUUAAAACUAGUUCGAAAUUUAGGCUUUACAAACAUCUUUAUCCCCUUAAGAUUAUAAUAACUCUUUCUCUUAACAACAUUUAAUUGUUAAAUUACACUUAAAUGUUUAAAGGUAAUGUGUUUUUAUGACCCUUACACAAUAACAAUAAAAUAUUAAAGUCAGUACAGUUAACACUAGACUACCUCAAGAGGAACAAGCUAAAGCUUUUAACACUGCUCUCAUAGUCCUUCAACUUUAACAUCAAAAUCUAUAAAUAAACCUCUAAAGAACAGCCAGUGCAGCAUGACUUCCCUACAAUCUCACUAGAAGGAGUGAAAAAUGAAAGACUGACACUGACAAUCCUGACCACGCAGUGUGCCCAAACUGUUGCUUUGGGCCUUUUUUGUACAAAAUAAAAAUUAUUAAUAAAAAUUAUUCUUGUUUAAAGAAAUGUUUCAUCUUUGAUUUUAUACAUUUUGUAAGUCAGGAAAUCUUUUAUAUUGCUUAGUUUUGUACAUAUACUUUGAGCAGGGGCCAAACGUUUAUUUGCCAUUGUAUAUUUUUUAUCAAACUAAGACAAAAGUGCAU
Molecule: messenger RNA, 3337 nt
Organism: Astyanax mexicanus (Mexican tetra)
Lineage: Eukaryota; Metazoa; Chordata; Actinopteri; Characiformes; Acestrorhamphidae
Gene: adap2
Product: ArfGAP with dual PH domains 2
Exons: 11
Coding region: 98-1231 (377 amino acids)
Biological process (GO): positive regulation of GTPase activity
Cellular component (GO): plasma membrane; intracellular membrane-bounded organelle
Molecular function (GO): GTPase activator activity; phosphatidylinositol bisphosphate binding
Source: RefSeq, a predicted model, not a curated record